GGUCAGUGGGCCAAAGAAGGGCACACUCAAGAGUUGGCAACACGGCUACACAGCAACGCAGCAACACAUUCCAUGUGCUCAAAUCAACCAACUGACACAUCUGUGCUAGAGACAACGCUUGGUUGACACACAGACAGCCUCAAUGGCGACACAGGCAGCCGCGAUGUAAACAGAGACACCGCAGAUGAAAACACAGGUGGAGUGAACUGCUACAUACAUGCAGCAUAUUCCAGGUAAAUAUUAAAUAGAAUUUAAGCGACAUAAGAAAAGGCAUACACAAAGAUAUGUCUAAAAGGGAAGAAAUCGAUUAUUGAAAUCAUUUGUUAUUAAUUUGUUGUAAUUGUGGUUUAAAAUGUCCUGUAUAUAUUAGCUUGUCCCAUUUCUUAUAAUAUAGGCCAGACUUUUCAAACCAGGGGUGCUCGAACCCCCCCCCCCCCCCCGCCCCCCCCCGGGCCAACCUUGGGUGCUCACACUGCCAUGGGAUUGGGACAUAAACUGAUUUUAUUUACAGUAAGAUAUGAUAAUAUAAAUAUGUAUUUAUUUAUUUUUUUUUUUAACGCUAAUAAGUUCCGCGCUUAUUUUAUAAGUUCUACAUUUCUAACUAUCCUUUAAAGAUGAAGGCAGUGUUACUUUUGAUGUUGGUGUCAGACAAAUAAUUCGUAGAGGUGGGGGACAUAGGAAAGGGGGGAAACCCUGAUGUGGACUUUCCCCAAAUCUGCGUGUCUGCUUGAAUGCAGUGACACAGGACUUACUCUCCAGGACAGUGACGUCACUGGAUGUCUUUAUGUCUUGGCGCACUCCCGUCUUUAGUGACGUCACUGGUGUGUCAAGUUGGUGGAAAGAAAUAAGAAAUUCCACCACACCAAGCUAUCAAGGUCAAGUGCUUUGUCAAGGUCAAGUUCUUCUCUCCCCCCUUUCCCCACUUUCCCUUUAAGAUCGUCUUGGCAACGUUGGAUGUAGUAGAAGCCCUGAUGUCUAGACUACCCCCCUCCCCCGGCCGCUGUCCAUCCCUUCUCGACACAUGAUUUAUCCAUGGAUAUAAAUAUAAAAUAUCGGUUCUCACCCCUCACUGUCCCAGCCCUCUUACCAUUCACCUUACAACUCCCUCGCCUACCCUCUUCUGCCUCAUCCACCACAACUUCCUCUCCUAGAAUUCACAUACCCUCUUCUGCCAACUUCCUCUCCUAGAAUGCACCUACCCUCUUCUGCCAACUUCCUCUCCUAGAAUUCACCUACCCUCUUCUGCCAACUUCCUCUCCUAGAAUUCACCUACCCUCUUCUGCCUCAUGUCAAGUAUGGGAGUCCAAUAAUAACUGUUGCGACUAAAUAUCACGCUUGACUCUGUGACGUAUUUUCAUGCUUAUUUUGACGUAUUGUCUAGACUGUAUUAUGACGUACGUUUUAUUCGUCUGGCAGUCGUCAAUGGGACUUUGUGAAAGUAGGAUGGGUAUUAUUUCUGCCUGAUAGCGAACUGCGCCACAUUCAUGCGUGUAUGGAGUUUACGUCCUGUGUUAAUAAUAAGAUAUGAAAGUUACAUUUAUUGUGAUAAAAGACUUGGGUUUAUUCAAUAUUAGCACGACGUUAUUCAAGGAACUUAACGAAUUAACCAAUCCAGUAGAACAAGGACUUGGCACAUUACCAAUCCUAACUUCCUCUCCUAGAGUUCACCUACCCUCUUCUGCCUUACCAAUCCUAACUUCCUCUCCUAGAGGUCACCUACCCUCUUCUGCCUUACCAAUCCUAACUUCCUCUCCUAGAGAUCACCUACCCUCUUCUGCCUUACCAAUCCCAACUUCCUCUCCUAGAAUUCACCUACCCUCUUCUGCCUUACCAAUCCCAACUUCCUCUCCUAGAGUUCACCUACCCUCUUCUGCCUUACCAAUCCUAACUUCCUCUCCUAGAGGUCACCUACCCUCUUCUGCCUUACCAAUCCUAACUUCCUCUCCUAGAGAUCACCUACCCUCUUCUGCCUUACCAAUCCCAACUUCCUCUCCUAGAAUUCACCUACCCUCUUCUGCCUUACCAAUCCCAACUUCCUCUCCUAGAGUUCACCUACCCUCUUCUACCUUACUAAUCCCAACUUCCUCUCCUAGAGUUCACCUACCCUCUUCUGCCUUACUAAUCCCAACCUCCUCUCCUAGAAUUCACCUACCAUCUUCUGCCUUACCAAUCCUAACUUCCUCUCCUAGAGUUCACCUACCCUCUUCUGCCUUACCAAUCCCAACUUCCUCUCCUGGAGUUCACCUACCCUCUUCUGCCUUACCAAUCCCAACUUCCUCUCCUAGAGUUCACCUACCCUCUUCUACCUUACUAAUCCCAACUUCCUCUCCUAGAGUUCACCUACCCUCUUCUGCCUUACUAAUCCCAACCUCCUCUCCUAGAAUUCACCUACCCUCUUCUGCCUUACCAAUCCUAACUUCCUCUCCUGGAGUUCACCUACCCUCUUCUGCCUUACCAAUCCUAGCUUCCUCUCCUAGAGAUCACCUACCCUCUUCUGCCUUACCAAUCCCAACUUCCUCUCCUAGAGAUCACCUACCCUUACCUUUUAACAAUCAAAUCAAUCGGCACAGCGUCGAGAGAUAUAGAUUAGAAUAGAUAUAAGCACUUUAGUUAUAAUGUUCCAUGUGUCCAUGUCAGUCUUUAUUCCAGCCCCGUCUCUUCACAGGCUGACAAGAUAUCAUGUAAAGAAGCCCAAAGCAAGAUGGCCGUGUCUGGCAGAGUUGCCCUAUGGCAACAGCACUGGGACUCGGGAUCAAUGGCACAGUUUUAUGUCAAGAAACCUCACCCGUAAGAUCAGGAAGGGUUUAGGGGCAGGGCGGGAAGACACUGAACACAUUCUUGCUCAUUUAAAGACAUUUUGACAAAUUUACAGUUAAUUUCAAGGGAAAAAAAACUUUAAGUAAUUAAACAAAAUGAAAAUUUUAGGCACUUUGACAAAAUAUCACUUUUAGGCAAUUGCGCAAAACAACAGCUUCAGGCAGUUAGAAAAAAAAAAUCACCUUUAGGCAUUUUGACAAAAUAUCAACUUUAGGAAUUUAGAAAAUUUAGACCAGUGGUUCUUAACCUGGGUUCGAUCGAACCCCAGGGGUUCGGUGAGUCAGUCUCAGGGGUUCGGCGGAGGUCCAAAAAAAUCAGGAAAAAAAAAAAAAUUUAUAUUUCCUAUAAAGAAGGGUUCGGUGAAUGCACAAACGAAACUGAUGGGGUUCGGUACCUCCAAAAAGGUUAAGAACCACUGCUUUAGACAAUUGAAAAAUAUCAACUUGAGGCUAUUAGACGAAAUAUCAACUUUGGGCAAUUAGACCAAACAUCGACUCUAAUCUAAUCUAUUCCUGUCCGUCCGAGUCAGCAAUAAUGUGAAUGCAUAAGCCUUGCUAGAAAGACUGACAUGUUGAUUCACUGACCUCCAUGUUGUUACAGCAAACUGCAAGAACAUUUAGACCAGUACAUACGAGGCAAGACGAAAGCGAAGAUUCUUUUACCGAUGUGUGGAAACUCGUUCGACAUUUACAAGUAAUGUUGGUGUCCUAUCUUAUCACUGGUCACCUCCAAAAUGACGUCAUUUACAACCUGUCAUUGGUCGUCUAAAAUGACGUCAUUUAAAACCUUUCAUUGGUCGUCUAAAAAUGACGUCAUUUACAACCUUUCAUUGGUCGUCUCUAAAUGACGUCAUUUACAGCCUUUCGAUUGACGUCUCUAAAUGACGUCAUUUACAUCUAACUAAUUUACGUUGUUUAAAUGACGUCAAUUCGACUCUUUUAUAUGUCGUCUCUAAAUGACGAUAUUAGAACCCUUUAUUGGUCGUUAAAUGACGUCAAUUUAAAAUUUUCAUUGGUCGUCUGAAUGACGUCAGUUUCACCCUUUAAAUUGUCUUUUAAAUAACGCCAUUAUAGUAGAAGAUGUUCCAACUUUGUUUGGUGUAUGAAAUUCAAUUUAAAAAAAGACGUAUUUGAAUUGUUUUAAUAAUCAAGUUUCUAUCAUCAAUGGUGUUGUGACGGAAUGAAAGGAUUCAUUAGAGCAGAGCCCCAAAGUUAUCCCUUCACGGCACACCAAGACCCUUCCAGAUUUCCGCGGCACAACACGAUUAAAACAUUAAGACGGCACACCAAGCAUCUGGUGUAGCAGCAAGCUUAAAUAUUUUAAAAACUAAAUAUAUCCUAGUAGUAAUUCACAUAUUGCCAGAUGUUGUUUUUUAAAGUUUUGACAUUAUGUCUUACAGCUUUGGUGAUAUGGGACAUGAAGUUGUAGGAAUUGAGUGUUCAGCUUUGGCCAUCAGAUCCUUCUACGGGAAACACAAUCUUUCUUUUACUAAAGAACCGUGCCCGGACGUACAAGGGACUUUAUAUCAAGUACGUCUGUCCUUACAAUUGACGACACAUUUCAUGGCACAAUUUAUGACACAAUUCAUGACACAAUUUAUGACACAUUUCAUGGCACAAUUUAUGACACAAUUCAUGACACAAUUUAUGACACAAUUCAUGACACAAUUUAUGACACAUUUCAUGACACAAUUUAUGACAUAUUUGAUGACACAAUUCACGACAAAAUUUAUGACACAAUAUAUGACACAAUAUAUGUCAAAUUCAUUACACAAUAAUUCAAUUAAUGUUGAAAAUAAGAACAUGUAUGACCUGAAACUUUUGACGUAUAUCUCUUAUAAUUAAUUAUUUUCUUUAGCUUAAUUACGACCCCCAUGAGCGCCAAUAUUUAGAAUGUUUCUCAUAUUAGGUCUACACAAUCUUAUAUUUUAAUAUUUACUUUUUUAUUUUCAUAAUAAUAUGUCUAAAUGAGAGUCGAUCAUUUAUUUGCUUGUUGUAAUCAUUAAUCCUUUUAUAAAGCUCUGCAUUAAUCAAAUCAAAGCAGUUAUCUUUAAAUGAAAUAACUUUUUUAAACAUAAAUUUUCAAGUUUGACUAAAGAAAUACUUUAUGAUAAAAUUAUUAUUCGCCUUCAGAGCAAGGAUAAGACCUACAAGAUCUAUUGCUGUGAUUUCUUUGACUUCAAGCCGUAAGAUUUAAACUAGUUUUAUAUUGAUUUCUGAAAGUGUGGGAGAGCAACUCUUUAGUAUGGCUGCGACUAUUCGUACCCGGAAGUGAGAGUUUGGGAUUAAAAAACUAUUUAAAAUAUUAUUGUUGGGUUGGUAAGACAGAAUAAGGUAUCAAAUGAAAGAUAAUUUAAUGGACUAUAUGUUUGUAAACUUACUUCUUCAGUUUAAUUAAAAUGUAACUCCCACAAAUGACCUCCGAAUGGGAUUUAGUCUAAAGCAGGGGUCUCAAGUCGCGGCCCGCGGGCCAUUUGCGGCCCGAAAGACGAUAUUUUGCGGUCCGCUACCUGACAGCAAAGUUUAGCAUUAAUGCGGCCCGCGCGUUCUCCACAUUCUCAUAUAUAUAAUGUGACCCUCUGCGACGAUUUCAGUCUAAUCUCCGUGAGAGACGGACUAUCGCUUUGUUGAGCACAGGAGCAUUCAGACGUGCCUUAUAAGCACCGAGGAAGUUGCGGUGCACAAGGAGUACAACAUCAGGCGUCAUUAUUUAACCAAACAUGCUGAGGAGUAUGCAAAAUACCAGGGAGAUGAGAGAGAGGCCCGGGUUGCUAAACUUAAAACAUGUCGACUGAGGCUGCAUGAUUUUUUGAAGACAGCAAACAAAGAAAAUGAUGCAGCAGUUGAAGCUAGGUACGUGGUGAGUGAGAUGAUUGCUAAGUCAGAAAAGUCAUUCAAUGAAGGCGAGUUCAUAAAAAAAUUGCAAGUUACAAGCUGCAAGUUUCGUCUGUCCGGAAAUAAGGGUCGGUUUAGCAACAUCAGCCUUUCUGCCAGCACAGUGGCAGAGCGCAUGUCUGAGCUGUCAGAUGACAUUUAUGAUCAACUGUGCGAGAAAGAUAAACAUUUCCAAGCACACUCAGUCGCUGUUGAUGAGAGCUUAGAUGCUACUGAUACUUCAAAGCUCACAAUAUAUGUCCGUGGUGUUGAUGCUAAUUUUGAAGUGAUAGAGGAGUUGCUCAAAAUGAUUCCAAUGCACGGCCAGACCACUGCUCAGGAGAUAUUCCGCCAGCUGUGUGACGUCACUUGGGAUGCCGGUUUACAGUGGGAAAGUUAUGCAGGAAAACAAUCGACAGAGCGUCAUCAAUGACAGGGAAAAUAACUGGACUCGUGGCACAUGUUCAAAGAAAUCUGGAAGAGGAGGGUGUGGAAGAGGCCAUUGCUACACUGCAUUAUCCAUCAGCAGACGCUUUGCAGCAAAUGCCUCAAGUUUGACAAUAUGAUGUCUGACUUUGUGAAAUGCAUCAACCAUAUUAGAUCCAGGGGCUUGAAGCACCGGCAGUUCCUUGCCUUUUAAGAGGAAAUAGAGUCAGCACAUGAGGAUGUUAUCUACUCACCGAGGUACGUUGGCUUAGUAAGGGAAACGUCUUGAAAAAGUUUUUUGAGUUGAGAUCAGAAAUCAGAGCCUUCAUGGAGAAGGAUGGGGUGGUUGUUCCUGUACUAAAUGAUUCCAAAUGACUUAUGGACUUGGCUUUUCUUGGUUACAUUACACAGGAGCUGAAUGCACUUAACAUGACUUACAAGGCCAGGGCAGCUUGUUAGUGUUGCCUAUGAUAAUGUUAGGGCAUUCUGCACAAAAAGUGUGCUAUGGUUUCUGAGAGAAACCUCUGCAAUUUUCCAACAUGCAAAGUGGUCAUGGACUCGGGCAGACUAUUCAGUAGUAAGUAUACUGAUGCCAUUGAAAAGCUACAGGAAGAAUUUGAUCAAAGGUUUACAGACUUCAAAACACACAGAGCCACUUUUCAAAUUUUUGCUGGCCCUUUCUCCUUCAAUGUGGAAGAUGCCCCCCCCCCCAACCUUUUUGCUCUUCAAAUGGAGCUGAUUGAAAUUCAGUGCAAUUCUGGACUCAUGCUAAGUUCAGGGAGGUGAAUAGAAAAACAGACACGCUUGGACAAUUUAUGAGAGCAUUGCACUCCACCCUCCCUGAGAUAUCAAGGUUGUUCAAGCGGAUCAUGUGCCUUUUUUGGGGAGUACUUAUAUAUGUGAAAAGCUCUUCUCACUAUGAACUUUAGCAAGUCAAAGUUCAGGGCGAAACUUACUGAUGAAGAUCUUCAAGCUAUAACAUGAUUCAGCUGUUAAAAUGUCCAAAGUUUUACUAUUAAAAGUAGUGUUACAAUUAAGCAUUAGAUAUUGCUGUCUAUAUUUAAACACUCUGCUGACUAAUGAUCAAAUUUAAGAUUUAAAUUUCAUGUCAGAUCUAUCGGUUCUGUUUUGUCAUCGCCCACACAGCUCUGUGGAGGCAAACUUUGAUGUUAUUGUUGACUUCGGUGCCAUGGGCGCCCUGACCAGGGGGGAGCUCCAGAGUUACGCUGAUUUGAUGAAGCGGUUAACGGCCCCUGAUUGUAGACACAUUUUAGAAUCUUUUGUUUAUGACGUCAACAAAUAUCCAGGUGAGCAAUGUGUGAAUAUCUAGGUGAGCAAUGUGUGAAUGUUUAGGUGAGAAAUGUGUAAAUAUCCAGGUAAAAAUGUCAGUUAAUCGCCUUUCCAUUAGUUACCUUUUCUUUUGUCCCUCAUCCUUCAGUGUAAGUGUAUCCCAGUGGUGCAGAUUGUUCGUGCACGACAAGUUAAUGGUUUUGAAAAUAUUUCUUUAACACAAGAAGCUUGUAUCUAUAACACAAGAAGCUUGUAUCUAUAACACAAGAAGCUUGUAUCUUUAACACAAGAAGCUUGUAUCUAUAACACAAGAAGCUUGUAUCUUUAACACAAGAAGCUUGUAUCUAUAACACAAGAAGCUUGUAUCUAUAACACAAGAAGCUUGUAUCUAUAACACAAGAAGCUUGUAUCUAUAACACAAGAAGCUUGUAUCUUUAACACAAGAAGCUUGUAUCUAUAACACAAGAAGCUUGUAUCUAUAACACAAGAAGCUUGUAUCUUUAACACAAGAAGCUUGUAUCUUUAACACAAGAAGCUUGUAUCUAUAACACAAGAAGCUUGUAUCUAUAACACAAGAAGCUUGUAUCUUUAACACAAGAAGCUUGUAUCUAUAACACAAGAAGCUUGUAUCUUUAACACAAGAAGCUUGUAUCUAUAACACAAGAAGCUUGUAUCUUUAACACAAGAAGCUUGUAUCUAUAACACAAGAAGCUUGUAUCUUUAACACAAGAAGCUUGUAUCUAUAACACAAGAAGCUUGUAUCUUUAACACAAGAAGCUUGUAUCUAUAACACAAGAAGCUUGUAUCUUUAACACAAGAAGCUUGUAUCUAUAACACAAGAAGCUUGUAUCUUUAACACAAGAAGCUUGUAUCUAUAACACAAGAAGCUUGUAUCUUUAACACAAGAAGCUUGUAUCUAUAACACAAGAAGCUUGUAUCUUUAACACAAGAAGCUUGUAUCUAUAACACAAGAAGCUUGUAUCUAUAACACAAGAAGCUUGUAUCUAUAACACAAGAAGCUUGUAUCUAUAACACAAGAAGCUUGUAUCUUUAACACAAGAAGCUUGUAUCUUUAACACAAGAAGCUUGUAUCUAUAACACAAGAAGCUUGUAUCUAUAACACUAAACACUUGAAUACGUUACACUAUUAACUAGUGUUGAUAGUUAUCAUAAAGUGCAAGAGUUUCAUGGAGACCACAUACUCACUGGUUGAGUUAUUGUUGAUGGAGACCACAUAAUGGUAGAGUUGUUUCUCUAUAUAUAUUCAAACUUAACGCUCAUGCUCAAGAUAAUAUCAUUUCUAUGAAAAGGCUGACAGAGUGUUCAUUUUUAUUUAAGUCUUUUCAGCGUAAUAGAUGCCUCUAUGUAUCAUCUCUUAUGUCUACAUAGUAUAUGUCCUUAUAUCUCAUGUCACUUUAUCUCAUGUCUACAGAAUCACAGCCCAUCUGUUUAACACUGGAACUUCUCCGACAAUUGUUUGGUAAACAAGAUUUUCAUUAUCAUUUCUCACAGAAUAUAAUGAGCUGGACACUGUUCAUCAUUUAGAGCAGUGUUACCCAAAUUAUUAAGUUUGGCGGACCAGUCAAUAAGUUUCCCUUUACACAAGGGACCGGUUGACAAGUUUCCCUUUACACCAGGGAUCGGUUGAUAAGUUUCCCUUUACCCAGGGAUCGGUUGAUAAGUUUCCCUUUACACCAGGGAUCGGUUGAUAAGUUUCCCUUUACACAAGGGACCGGUUGACAAGUUUCCCUUUACACCAGGGAUCGGUUGAUAAGUUUCCCUUUACACCAGGGAUCGGUUGAUAAGUUUCCCUUUACACCAGGGAUCGGUUGAUAAGUUUUCCUUUACACAAUUUUUUUAUAAUUGUUCUUUAUAGUUUAUCCUAAGUUUUUCAUAAAUAUUUUUUAAAAAUCUGUAAUCCCCCAUUUCGAUAUGACUGGAUCAAUUAUUACCAUAUAAUGACUGGAUCAAUUAUUACCAUAUAAUGACUGAAUCAAUUAUUACCAUAUAAUGACUCGAUCAAUUAUUACCAUAUAAUGACUCGAUCAAUUAUUACCAUAUAAUGACUGGAUUGAUUAUUACCAUAUAAUGACUGGAUCAAUUAUUACCAUAUAAUGACUGGAUCAAUUAUUACCAUAUAAUGACUGGAUCAAUUAUUACCAUAUAAUGACUGGAUCAAUUAUUACCAUAUAAUGACUCGAUCAAUUAUUACCAUAUAAUGACUGGAUCAAGUAUUACCAUAUAAUGACUGGAUCAAUUAUUACCAUAUAAUGACUGGAUCAAUUAUUACCAUAUAAUGACUUGAUCAAUUAUUACCAUAUAAUGACUCGAUCAAUUAUUACCAUUUAAUGACUGGAUCAAUUAUUACCAUAUAAUGACUGGAUCAAUUAUUACCAUAUAAUGACUGGAUCAAUUAUUACCAUAUAAUGACUGGAUCAAUUAUUACCAUAUAAUGACUGGAUCAAUUAUUACCAUAUAAUGACUCGAUCAAUUAUUACCAUAUAAUGACUGGAUCAAGUAUUACCAUAUAAUGACUGGAUCAAUUAUUACCAUAUAAUGACUGGAUCAAUUAUUACCAUAUAAUGACUUGAUCAAUUAUUACCAUAUAAUGACUCGAUCAAUUAUUACCAUUUAAUGACUGGAUCAAUUAUUACCAUAUAAUGACUGGAUCAAUUAUUACCAUAUAAUGACUGGAUCAAUUAUUACCAUAUAAUGACUGGAUCAAUUAUUACCAUAUAAUGACUGGAUCAAUUAUUACCAUAUAAUGACUCGAUCAAUUAUUACCAUAUAAUGACUCGAUCAAUUAUUACCAUAUAAUGACUCGAUCAAUCAUUACCAUAUAAUGACAGCCCUUAAUAUAUAUAUAUUGGGUUUUUUUCUUUAUUGGUUGUCUUCACAUGAGGAAAAUUAUUUUAUUUUCAAAUGAAGUAUUGAAUAUUAAUUUUAUUUUAUUCAUAUAAAAAUCCCAACUUUAAAAAUUGUAUUAAAAUGUAGUUAAUCUCGUAACAGAAUUGGUUAAUCUCGUAACAGAAUUGGUUAAUCUCCUACAAGGAAUUUAUGCAAAACACUGUGUGUCUCAUUUCUAGAUUUUAAAAAAAAACUAUUACUGGAAUAACAGGAAAUUUUGUUUGAUAAUUUGAUCUCCAGCUACUUCUGUUGUCUGGGACAGACUUUUUGUAUACAUCGCAUCUCCAUAUUUAAAUAAUUCUAUUAACUUUUCAUUUUUUAAUUACAAUUUAUGAAAACAAUAAAAAAUAAUUUGAGCACACUGAAACCAUGUGCAGAAAGACUCGUCAUACAGGAAGUUAUUAAAAGCGAUAUCAUCCCUACAUCUCUUCAUUACAAUGAAUUUAUUUGAAUUUCUUCACUAUUGGAUUAUUUCCAACUUAAUCAUUUAAUACAGAAGUAUUACAUCACUUUGUGGCAGUAACCAACAAAUUAUUUGAUUAACAAAAUUGUUCUGCCAUUCUAGGGCAUGACUAUAUAGUGGAAAAGAUUGAUGAGGGACCAGAUCCAUAUGCUGACGAUAUGCUACAUGAACUGACCAACGGUCAGAAGUAUGAAGAAGUGUCCAGCAGUGGCGAGGUUUACCCCGAGAUCACAGGAACUGCUUAUUUCUUAAUUAGGCCUAAACUGGACAUUUUGUCCUUAUAAGUUUGUUGGACAUUUUGUCCUUUUAAACUUAUUGGAGUCACCAAAGCUGCCUUCUUGCAAACUAUAUAAUUAAUUUAUUUUAAAAGUAAUUUUGCAGCAAACUCACACAAUCUUUUGUACUAUUAAAAUGAUAACAUCUGUUAAAAAAUAUAGCGAUCUGUUUUUAUAUGUUUAAUACAUACUAUAAAGAAUAAAAUUCCAUUGAUAACAUAAUUUACAAUUUAUCAAAUGUGUCAACUACAUAUAACAUACGUAGAGCAGUUCAACACUAAACAAAUUGCACAACUAAUAUGUAAAUAAAUCUUCAUAAAUACAAUAUUUACACUGCAUAGUUGAUUAUCAAAAUAAAUUUGACACAAUAUUUAUAAACAAACAAAAUUGGUAAGAUAAAUGACAGCAGUACAACAGGUUUAGAGUAGAGCAGUACAGCAUGCUUAGAGUACAGAAGUACCACAUGUUUAGAGUACAGUAGUACAACAUGUUUAGGGUACAGCAGUACAACAUGUUUAGGGCACAGCAGUACAACAUGUUUAGAGUACAGCAGUACAACAAGUUUAGAGUACACUCAAUAUCACAGUGCAAAUCAUCAGUGCACAUUUGCCAGUUAGGAUUAUCAGUCUUACAAGAAACAUUUCUUUUAACAAUAAAAAGAGUUUUCACAAUCAAACAGAAAUCAUAUAAAACUCUUAAAAUCCACAAAGAAAUGGAAAUGCUCCAAGAAAAACUAUUCAAAAGAUAAUUCUCAUGGAAAACAGAUAAGUUUUUUUUUAUACAUUAAAAAAUUGUGUUGAGUAAUUUAAUAAUAUUUGUGACUAGAGGUAAAUCAGUUGAGAUAUUGUUAUAGAGGAAACAGUAGCAAUGCCCUAGCAGUAGCAAUAUCCUGGCAGUAGCAAUGCCCUGGCAGUAGCAAUGUCCUAUCAGUAGCAAUGUCCUAUCAGCAGCAAAGUCCUGAUAGUAGCAAUGCCCUAGCAUUAGCAAUGCCCUAGCAUUAGCAAUGCCCCAGCAGUAGCAAUGCCCUAGCAGUAGCAAUGCCCCAGCCAUAGAAAUCCCCCAGCUGUAGCAAUGCCCCAGCAGUAGCAAUGCCCCAGCAGUAGCAAUGCCCCAGCAGUAGCAAUGCCCCAGCCGUAGCAAUGCCCCAGCAUUAGCAAUGCCCCAGCAGUAGCAAUGCCCUAGCAGUAGCAAUGCCCUAGCAGUAGCAAUGCCCUAGCAGUAGCAAUGCCCUAGCAGUAGCAAUGCCCUAGCAGUAGCAAUGCCCUAGCAGUAGCAAUGCCCCAGCAGUAGCAAUGCCCCAGCAGUAGCAAUGCCCCAGCAGUAGCAAUGCCCCAGCAGUAGCAAUGCCCCAGCAGUAGCAAUGCCCCAGCAGUAGCAAUGCCGUUUAAUGUUGUUGUUGUUUUGUUUAAGUUGUUCAGGUAGCAAUGACAAAUAAAGUUUUAAUAUAAUUUUUUUCAACUAAAACUGUUUGGCAGCCACUUUAAAACCGAUUUGUUCAUCUAUGUUUAAAACUGUUUGGCAGCCACUUUAAGAACAGAAAGGAGAAAUGUCAUAUCCCCACACAAAUCACCACCUUGAAACAGAAUAUGUUUCAUUCAUUUUACGUCUUAAUCACAAAGCGUCCAAGACUUUCAGACCGAGCUUUAACUCCUUUAACUCCUUGCGCAUUAAAUACAAAUCAAGUUGAAGUGUGGACCAACACUGUUGUUUGAUACCUGCAACUAAAAGGGAAAUAUGUUUAAGUUUUGGCUGACAGUAAGAUGCAUUGCUGUAGGUUAGCUUGUCACCAGAGUUGAUCUUUUCUUCACCUUGUCACCAAAGUUGAUCUUUUCUUUAAACUUGUCACCAAAGUUGAUCUUUUCUCUCAACUUGACAGCAGUGCAUGUAAUGUUGUUGCUGAUGAGGCUGCAGAUACAACUGGACUCACAACUAUUGUUGCAUAUUCAUUCAUAGCCUGAAAACAUACAAAUACAUUUUAACAGGUAAAAAAACAAACUAAAUGCUGCAGAUGGUGACAUCACUGAUGUUGCUGUCAUCUGGGGUGGCCUUGCCACUGAGUGACGUUACUAGCUGCAUCCUUAUCACAUUUGUAAUACGAAGUAUUUAUUUUUAAAUCACAAAUUACACAUGAGAUAGGUUUAUAAAUUAUUACAUAAAAUGACAGAGCAAAUGUCUUACGCGUUUAAAGAUGUAUUUGAUAUAUUAUUAUGUAAUUAUAAAAUGUAUGCCUAUAGUAAGCAAAAUUUUUUUUACUUCACCAGGUAAAUUUGCUGAAGAGUUUAAACCAGUGGUUCUCAGCCCUUUUUCAUCUGCUGACCGGAUAACUUAUGUAAAAUUUGUGGACCACUAUUUCCUGUGUGGGUGGGGGAAGGAGAUGGGGGUAAAAUCUAGUCCAUCGAAUGUCUGGAACUUAUGAGAAAACAAUGCUCAAGUCAGGCAAGGAAAAAGAAUCAGAAAAUCUGCUUUAGGAUGAAGGGCAUCAGGUUUUCAUUUCAAAUAACUCAUUGUGCACUGGCUGCUGUCUGUGAGAACCACUCAUUUAAACAAAAAUGGUGAAAACUAUUUCACUUCUUCUAACAUUAUCCCAUUGUCCUAAUCCUAGACAACCAGAGCUUGUACGUCCUGAUUGAGCUUAGUUCACUUCUUCUAACAUUAUCCCAUUGUCCUAAUCCAUAGACAACCAGAGCUUGUACGUCCUGAUUGAGCUUAGUUCACUUCUUAGACUCUAGAACCUUCAACAUACUCUCUAAACCAGACCUGCAUAAGAUAAGGCCGUAUGCAGCCCGCCAGCAUCCACUUUGUGGCCCUUGCAGUAAUGAAAUAUUCUUAUUUUCAUAAUAGUUUUCCCCACUGUCCUAUUUUUUUUUUUGGCCAGAACUGUUUAUUAUAAAGUAUUGCGGCCCACAAUACAUUUUGAGUUAUGCAGGCCUGCUCUAAACUAAACACCAUCCAGUUAUAUUAAUUAACCUACUUACGUUAUAAAGAAGGGAAUAUUGUUCUUUGUUCUGAAUGACACCAGCUCUUUCCUGCCGCAUUAAGUACACAGUUUUGAGGACAUCAACAAUUCUGCGUUCUUCAAACUGCCUCAUGCAAAGGUCAAGGGCAAUAAAAGUGCCUGUUCUUCCAGUUCCAGGACUGAGAAAAUGAGUAGGAAAAAAAAUAAUUUUAUUCAGUAAAAAGUAUUUAAAUUACAAAAAUUAUAUCAAUGUAACACAGUUGUCAGAGGAACACAGGUGUCAAUGUUACAUGUUGUGAUGCUAGAUGACUAGCUGUCCAACCAUAAAGUUUUGUAUCAACACACUAAUAUAAUUAUCAUUUAGCAUCAAUACACAAAGAUUAUAAAAAUAUAAGAAUCUGAUCUCUAAUUUUUUUUAAGAAGUCAUUCCAAGCCUAUUUUUUUAAAUGUCAAUGCUUGAUACAUUAUCUAAUUUUUAAAAACAUCCUUAUACAAUUCUUAGAAAGAAUACGAAUAAUAUUUUUAGUGUACACUUGAAGUAGUUUCCUCAAGCCUACCUGCAACGUACAUGUACUGUCAUGCUUACCUGCAGUGUACAAUUAAAGGUGAUCCACUGCCUUCAUACUUGGGUCUUGUAUCCAAAACUAAUUUAACCAAUGAGAUUGGCUCUGGCAGACCAUGAGCAGGCCAACAGGUAUACCAAAAAUGAUAGACUUCUCUUUUUUCAAUUUUCUGAAGGUAAUGAGAUUUGCUAAUUUGCUUUCAUUUUAAAAAUUACUUAUACUUUUAUAAUCUAAUAAAAUAUGAUUUAUAUUUGAAAAAAAGUAGAUUAUUUAUAUAAGAAAAAACUAGAUCUAUUUAUAGCAGGAGCUGAAUGUUUGUCAUCAUUACAUCAGUGAAUAUAU
This is a messenger RNA of Lymnaea stagnalis (great pond snail), 14912 nucleotides long. The record is from the annotation of a GenBank genome assembly. NCBI's taxonomy places the organism in Eukaryota, Metazoa, Mollusca, Gastropoda, Lymnaeidae.